This is a messenger RNA of Tetranychus urticae (two-spotted spider mite), 2854 nucleotides long. It is a transcript of the gene Cka, whose product is annotated as Connector of kinase to AP-1. Gene Ontology annotation, molecular function: protein binding. The record is from RefSeq and is a predicted model, not a curated record. NCBI's taxonomy places the organism in Eukaryota, Metazoa, Arthropoda, Arachnida, Trombidiformes, Tetranychidae.
GUUUAAAAAGUGUAAUAGUUACUGUAACCAGAAUCUGUGGACUCUCUUUUUCAUUUUAACCUGUUGUCAAAAUAACCAGUCUUGCUUAUUAUCCUUAAAAUAAUGUAACCGGUUACCAGUAACCAGAUCUUUCCAGGUAAUCCUGACUAUUUAAUGAUAAAAGUGUGCAAUUUAGUGCUUUAAUUUGCUUCUCGUAGGGACAUCUAUCGCUUCUCUGGAUCACCAUUUUACUGAGCAAUGAAAAACCAAUGCAAAGCAGGCUUGUUGAUCUAUUAUGUUGGCUCUUUCUAUGUCCCUUUCUUUUUUUGCCUUCUACUAACCCUGUAGAUUUAAUUGUGUUGUAUCAACAAAAAAAAUUUUGAAUUAGUAAACUUUUAAUUAUAAUUGGUUAUAUUCAAGGCAUACUAUCCAAUCAAAGUGACCAUAUAAUGAGCUCCGGUUCUUUAAUGCUUGAAUCGAAAGCUAACUCCGGAGAUUCAUCAAAUAUUAAUAAUAACAAUAGUAAUAAUAACGUUAAUAACUCUGGAAACAACCAAACGAAUCCGGGACAACCACAACCUCAGACUUACACAAUUCCUUGUAUUUUACAUUAUCUGCAAAGUGAAUGGCAGCGAUUCGAACUUGAAAGACAACAAUGGCACAUUGAAAGGACUGAGCUUAAGGCAACUAUUUCUUUACUUCAAGGUGAAAGAAAAGGCCAGGAGAACCUCAAAGCUGAUCUUGUCCGAAGGAUUAAAAUGUUAGAGUACUGUCUAAGACAGGAAAGAGCUAAAUAUCAUAAGCUUAAAUAUGGUGUAGAUGCUCCUACAUUAGAUAAUUUUUCAGAUGAAAGUAAAGGAACUGGUAAUAAUGAUACCGCAGAUGGUGAUACUUCUGGUGGUGGGGGUGCAAAUUGUGAUUCAGUACUGGAAGCUGAUGCCGAUGGUGUCAAUUGGAAACACGGUAGACAAUUAUUAAGGCAGUAUUUACAAGAAAUUGGUUACACAGAUUCAAUUAUUGAUGUUAGAUCAUCUAGGGUUCGUAGUUUGUUGGGACUAAAUAAUAAUUCCUGUCAAGAAGAUGGUGGAGGUAAAGGUAAACAAGUUAUGGGUGUUGAUAUACGAAGAUUAGAACAACAGCAAUCUCCUGCCAUGGCUGUCGUUUCUGACGCAGAAGCAAGUGUUUUGGCAACUUUUGAAUUUUUGGAUAAUCAGUCAAGGAAGCAUAGUAAUCGCAAUUAUGAUCAAAUGAAUGAAGACUCUGAGGAUGCCGAAGAGGAUGAAGAUGAUGGCAUCGAACCUGAAAAUCGAACACAUAAUAUGGAUUUAGAAACUGAAGAAGUUUUAGCCGAAUUUGACUUUCUCGGUAAUGGGUCUCAAAAAGAAGGUGAUAUGAACUGCUGGCGGUCAGGAGCAUCUAAAGAUGUUGUCGAAUUAGGUGAUCUAGCAGCUUUAAGUGAGGAAUCUCUAGAUGUUAAUGGUACCAGUGUUGGUACUGAUGGUCUUCAAAAUUCAUUAAAUAGCGAAUUUAGGAAGACAUGGAAUCCACGUUAUAUUCUUAAAAGCCAUUUUGAUUGUGUCCGUUGUCUUCGAUUUCACUCAAGCGAACCUUUGUUAGUCACUUGUUCGGAAGAUGAAACACUUAAAUUGUGGAACCUCAACAAAACUCAACCACCCUCCAAUAAAGGUAAACAACAAGCAACACAAGGGUAUACCACUUUUGAUUUAGAUCCAGUUUACACUUACCGUGGUCAUGAUUCCAAGGUACUUUCUUUGACUCUUAUCAAAAACACAAUAUACUCUGGGUCUCAAAACGGAGAACUCUUCAUUUGGACUAUACCUUCAAAUAUAGCCAAUAUUGAUCCCUACGAUUCAUUCGACCCUUCCCUUUAUCAAGGCAGCCUGGAAGGUCAUCAUGAUGCUAUAUGGUCUUUAUGUUCAUUACCAACGAGCAGUGAAAGUGAUUCUCUUUUAUGCUCUGCUAGUGCGGACUCUACAAUUAAGAUCUGGAAUAUUAGCACUAAUCAAUGUGUUAAAACUUUCACAUGGCAAGAAGCCGAUUUAAGACCAACAAGUCUCGCCAGUAUGCUUCCUCAUAGCUGUAGUUCAACUUCAUCUUAUUCUCUUCUGGUUUCUUCUUUCACCGAUGGUUCCAUACACAUUUACGAUGUAGAGUCAAGCACCUUCAAUCAACCCUUAGUGACACUUAAAUCAGCUGACUUAGCUCGAGCUAACUCUAUAGAUGUUCAUCCAACUAUGCCAGUAGUGGUCAGCGCUCAUGAAAAUCAUAAAAUUAAAUUUUGGGAUCUAAAUAGUGGAGAGUGUAUACAUGAGAUGGUGGCUCACCUCGAUGAGGUGACCAGUGUUGCCUGUGAUCCAAAUGGGCUCCACUUACUCAGUGGUAGUCAUGAUUGUAGCGUCAGACUGUGGAACUUUGAUUCUAGAACUUGUGUACAAGAAAUAACCUCACAUAGAAAAAAGUUUGACGAGGCAAUAUUUGAUGUUACCUUUCACCCUUCUAAACCUUUCUUCGCCAGCGCCGGUGCAGAUGCCUUGGCCAAAGUUUUUAUAUGAACAUAAGUUUUUCCUUCUCUAAUCACAACCAUCAACAUCAACAAAACAAGUUACAAAAAAAGAUCAACUAUUGUAACACCAAUCAUCACCAAUUGAUUCGCGCAAAAAACUUUUUCCUGAUUAUUUCCACUUCGUGGCGUUGAUAAUACUUUUACUCUCACUUUCUUUCUCUUCCUUCUCUUUCUUUCCUUUCUUUUCUUCUGUCUUUCUCUCUCUCGCUCUCCUCACUCAUAUUGUCACAGUUUCAAUUGAUAAAACAAUAAACACUAGUAGACAUACCUUAAAAGUACAUUUUAAUUUAA